Plasmodium gonderi is the source of this 4107-nucleotide messenger RNA. RefSeq lists its product as hypothetical. Lineage: Eukaryota; Apicomplexa; Aconoidasida; Haemosporida; Plasmodiidae. Bases 1 to 4107 code for a protein of 1368 amino acids. The transcript has 2 exons. The record is from RefSeq and is a predicted model, not a curated record.
AUGGUAUUUUACAUUUCCUCAAAGGGUAACAAAAUAAAUGAUUACAUUAUAGCUAGAUCGGUGAGUUCUACGAGAGAUUAUAUUAAAGGCAUCAGAAAGGACGAUUCGAAACAUACAAAAAGUGCAGGAAACAGUAGGAGUGGUAGUAUAUUAGAUAGCAGCACGCAAAUUGGUAGUAACAGCCAAAUUGGUAGUAACAGCCAAAUUGGUAGCAACAGCCAAAUUGGUAGCAACAGCCAAAUUGGUAGCAACAGCCAAUUUGGUAGUAACAGCCAAAUUGGUAGUAACAGCCAAAUUGGAAGCAACACCCAAAUAGAUAACUACUUCGAAAUCAGCGACGGUGCCAAGGUUAGGAACGACAUAAAGAUUGGGGACGGAAUAAACAUUUUAAAAGAAAGCAACCAAAAGAACCAUAAGGACAUUGAGCACAAUUUUUUUAAUUUUAAAAAUGGUAUAAAUAAUUCUGUUGAUUUGGGCGUGUUCAUAAAAUUAAAAGAUAUUAAGAGUUUAUCAAACGACAAUAUUCAUGAAAUUAAUAAGCUAUUAAGAAAGGAGAAAGAGAAGGACAGAGAGAAAGAGAAAGAAAAAAGACCAAGCGCUGAGUUUAAGGAUCCUAAUCACAAAAAGAAACAAGAACAUUUAGAAGACGAGAAAAAACGAUCCAAUACAUCAUCGCAAGAAUUUAUAGUUCAAUGUAAUCAGCAGUUGGACUAUACUAAGCAGAAGCAUAAGAGACAGGUACGUCAACUGAAAAAGCAACAGCAGCAGCAACGGCAGCAACAACAGCAGCAGCAACGGCAGCAACAACGGAAGCAACAACGGCAGCAGCAACGACAGCAGCAACGACAGCAGCAACGACAGCAGCAACAGCCUUUGGAGGAAGAAGAAGAGGAAUCGAUUUACGUAAAGAAGUAUAACAAGAGAAAAGAAAGAAAAAUAAAUCUCUGCUCUCAGAUUAGUGAUACAUUUCGAGAGAGUAACAGAACUGGUGAGAGUAAAAGCAUUCGCGAGAACAUUGGGCUGAGGGACAGUUCAUACAUUAGGCAGAUCGACUAUAGCCUUUGGAACCGUUUUGGAGAGCGUAACCGUGAUAAUAUAUUAAAUAUAAAAGGGGGUACAAUUGAUAAAGAAAAAAGGAAAUAUAAUAAAAUGAAUAGCAAUAAUACUGAUGUUCUUGUUAAUAGUGGAAAUAACAACAAUUGCAAUGUGAGAAGUAACAGUAUUAGAGACUCUGGGAACGUACGAGGAGGCAGUGUCAGAGGUGGUGGUAUGAGAGGAAAUUGCGUUAGAGGUAAUAACAUCAGAAGUAGUAGCGUUAGAAGUAGCAGCAUAAGAAGCAACGGUAUAAGAAGCGACAGUAUGAGAAGUAGUUCAAUCAGAAACAGUAAUAAUAGUAAUCAUAAAAGUAAUAACAAUGAGUACUAUAAUAAUUAUAACUACAAGCAUGCUUAUGAGGAUAAUAGAUCGAGAGAAUUGUUUAUUCAAGAAGAAAAUAUAAACGUGAAAAAACAGCGCAAUACUGAUAUUAAUGAGUUUGACCAUAUAGAAAUUGUUAAUAAUAUGUCAGAUAAUGAAAAAAAUGAACAAAUAGAGGAACAAAUAAAAGAGCUAGAAGAAUUGGACAUUUUGGAAAGAAGAAGAGAUGGCAGGCUAAAUGACAGUGGUGGCCCAUAUCAAACCAUUAAAAAGGAGGAGGACAAAUUUAGAAAAGUUCAGAAAGGAGAAGGAGUCAUACCAGGAAUAAUAGCAUCAAAGGGGUCAACAAUCGAUAGAACCCGUUUAAAUAAUCGUGACACUGAAUAUUAUGAACAUAAUUCCCAAAACAACUUGCAUAAACAGAUGCAUGUUAAGCGUAACCAUGUAAAUCUGAGCUCGGGUAAAAAGCAGAAUGAAGUAAUAGCAGAAAUGAGCAGAGCAGAAUUGGGCACAGCAGAAUUGGGCAGAGAGGAAAUGAGCAAAGCAGAAAUGAGCAGAACAGAAAUGAGCAAAGUGCAUGUUCAAAAAACGAAAGGUGAAGAACACAAACGGUUUAUCGAAGCAAGUACUUUUAAUAUAUCAUACGACGAUAAUAACAAUGAUAAGAAUAAUAGGAAUGCCAGUAAUAAUGAUCCUGUAAGUAAGUAUAUAAACAACAGCAACAAUAACUACAGUAUUGGUAAUAACGGAUCAAUCAAUGCCACUACCAACGUUAAGGGUGGACGGAUUUUGAGAAAUCUCCAAAGGACCAGUAUUUCUGUUGAACAGAAGGAAAGUGGCAAAAAAGUCUCCAAGAAGCUCACAACUGAAAUAGAUGCAACAAAUAAUGUAGUAGUAGUACAUAAUAGAAGAAAAAGGAGAAAAAAUUUGGAUGACAGCAACAAUGGAUAUCUUGGAAAUGAAUCUAUAUACAGGAUGAAAUCAGGGGUAGUAGACGAUAACAUCUUUACCAUUGUGAAAUCAGAGAGUAUUAUACAUGAUCACGUUAUGAGUGAAGAUACUAUGAAUCAUGAAGUGGAGAGUAAUGUUAACGGGUUUAAUGCUUAUGACAGUAACUGUAAUGGUGGUGUUAAACAGGAAGGAAAUGAACACCAAAAAAAUAAGCAUGCAAAUAGACCUAGUGCAAUUAAGUACGACAAAAUAAAUGAAUCAAACAAGAGCAGGAGUGGUAGUGCUUAUGUUGAUGCUAAUAUUUACGCGGGAGGUAAUAACUCCAUAAAUGUUAAUAACUCCACAAAUGUGAUUAACUCCACAAACGGUAAUAACACCACAAACGGUAAUAACACCACAUACGGCAAUAAUACCACAAAUGUUAAUAAUUCCGCACACAGUAAUAAUGUUGUGAGAAAUAGAUCCCCUAGUAUAGAGGGAAACUCGAAUCGAGACGAGAACGACGAGCCUGAUGAGAGGGACAAGAAAAAGUGUGAAAUUUACAAUCGAUAUAAUAACAAGCACCAUGAGACAAAGAAUGAAGGUCCCACGAAGGAAAGUAAUAAUAACAAGAAAGUAGGAAGAAUGUCUGAUAAUAAUCACAAUAAAGUAAAUGAUGGAAAAAACGGCAUGAAAACGCACCAUACACAUACAAAAACGUCUGUAAAAACAAAUGAUCAACAAACUUUUGUACAUGCAAGAGGAGGUAUGAAAAUGAAAGGGUACCGAUAUAAGAAAAAAGGAAGAGCUUUUCAAAAAUUGAAUACAAAUACGAAUACAUAUAGUUCCAAAGGUGUAAACAAAAAUAAUGAAUCUAAAUUUGGUCAUUCUGCAAAUGCUACUACAUCACAUUCUCAAAAUUUUGAAAAAAAAGAAUUUUUAAAAAACGAAUAUAACCAAGAACAUUUAAAUCAUGAAAAAAUAAAAACUUCUUCUGGAUCUCAUUUUAAUGCUCACAGAAAUGGAAAAAACAACUAUGCAGAUAGUAACGAUAAUGAUUAUAUGAAUAACGACAACCUGUCGAACAAUCACUCUUCUCGGUUCAAUGGGGUAUAUUCUGAUGUCGAUAAUGAUAAUGAGCAAAAAAAACGGAAGAAACGGGUCACAGAGGAAGGCUCAAAAGAAAGCAGCAAAAUAAACGUAGGAGACAAUUAUCAAGUGCCCAAAUUACCAAAUUUUUUUUUGUGCCGUUCAGAAUUAAUGUAUAAAAAUUACGAUUCAGCUGAAGAGACAAAUAAUGAUCAGAUUUGCCUAACUUGUUCAGGUUUGCCCUGUCAUUGUCGUGUAGGAGAAGCAACAUUAGUAUAUUCACCAUUAAUGUUAGAAAAAGUAAGAGAAAAAUGUAUGAAAAAUAGAGGUUAUCACAAAUGUGUAAAGAACGAAAUUGAAUUAUCUGCAUAUGUACAAGAAUGUGCAAAAAGUUGGAAAUCAAAUAUAGACGAAUGGGUACCAUUUUCACCUGAGUAUGCAUAUAAAUUAUUGCAUUAUGCAAAUUAUGACCCACAUAAAGCAAUAAGUAUUAUGAAGUCAUCAGAAUUUUCCUUUAGAAAAAUUAUGGAUCCUCCCACAAGGAAAUAUCAGAACAAAUGGAAGCCAAAGGAUAAACGGGAACAUAUUUCCAAAAACCCUUUUCCAUCCCCAUUAACCAUAAGGACAUACCUCUCCAAGAGGCAUCAUAUUAGUGGGUAUCACCUCAGAUGA